AUGGCAUCCGACGCUCGCAAGCAAGAAUCCCAAGACGGCUACGGGCCCGGGACUGUGGUUGACACGGAUUUCCUACCAGUUCCAGCGGAAUGCUGUAGACUGUUGCGCAUUCUCGCCGCGAAAACACCUGGUUUUACCAAGGAUGAGGCUCUACUCGAUGGAGUAGUCUUUCAUGGCAAUGAUCUGCCGUGCAUCCCAGGACCCAUCAAGUCUCAAGCUGUCACAGCAGUUCUGCAUGCCAUGGUCGGCAUUGUUGGUCUUGAGAUCCUUCACCUUCGUGGCAUUAACACCACUCCCGUUACCUACAUCGAUGUCGACCACGCAGGGCUAUACCCAGCUACUCCAGCGCUUGUCAAUGUCGAUGGACACACGGGCCCAAGUAUCCUCAAAUUACCGACGGUGCCACAAUGGGAUAAGGACCGGGCUUCCAACUCACCGCUCGUGUACCGCGCGACAGCCAUAUACGAGACGGCUGAUAAGGGUGUCUGGUUUCAGCUUCAUGGCUCGCUCGAUUCGUGGAAGAUGCUGGCCCUCCUUGGCAUUGGCAGAGACCUUGAUGCUGAGAUCCGCACCAACGAUGCCGCCUAUACGCUCAUCCAGGAACGCGUCCGCACACAUCGUGCGCGGGAGAUCGAACAGCUCAUGGUGGAGAAGGGCCUCUCGGGCUCCAUAGUCUUCUCCCCCGAGGGAUGGCGUCAGACUGAGAUGGGCCGGUCGCUUUCACGACACCCGCUCAUCAACUAUCGGCAGCAGGGACAAUGUCCCAAACUUGAGCCCCCCGCUUUUCCCGAAGUCGAUGACAAGAGACCCCUGGCUGGGAUCAAGGUUGUCGAAUUGGUCCGCAUUAUAGCAGGGACAGCCGCCGGUGCCGCCCUUGCCUCAAUGGGUGCCGAGGUUAUCCGUGUCAACUCGUCUAAACUCAAGGACUAUACGCCGGCGCAGCCUUCCUCACUGAUGGCUGGCAAGAUCACCAUCGACCUGGACCUAGACGAACCCGCUGACCACGGGAAACUGAUCCGUCUCUUUGAGCAAGCCGAUGUCAUCCUGCAGGGAUACCGACUGCGUUCUCUCGAGCGCCGUGGUUUUGGGUUGCAAGCUGCACUGAGAAUGGCAAACAAGCGGGGCAAAGGCAUCAUCUACGUGGACGAGAACUGUUACGGGCCUGAUGGAUAUUAUGCAGAGCGACCUGGUUGGCAGCAAGUUGCGGACGCAGCAGCUGGAUCAUCAUAUGUCAUGGGUCAGUCCUUUAGUUAUCCGCCAGGUCAAGGCGUGCUGCCCAGCCUGCCCAUAUCGGACAUGUCAACAGGCAUCCUGACUGCUCUUACCAUCAUGUGCGCUCUUCGAGACCGCGCUAAGUUCGGAGGCUCGUACCAUGGCCAUUCCUCUCUUACGGCCUAUAACAUGGUUACACUAGACCCAGACGUCCGGCUGUAUCAACGAGAGAUUGUUAGGAAGAUUAACGACAAGUACCAAUUUCCCGCUUGGUCUAGCGAUGCACAUGUGGCUCCACUGUACUAUUCAGUCUUGGACGCGUGGGACGAACACAGCGACCUGAUCAAAAAUGAGAAAUACUAUGUGCACUUCUCGAAUUCAGUAUUUGGCAGCGAUCUACGAGUCCUAGCACCGGUUGUGCGAUAUGCUGAGCAGGAAUACUCCCCUAGGUGGAAAAGUCCACCUGUGCCCUUCUGUCACCAUCAAUUUACAGACUUCUCACAGGCCUAA
Molecule: messenger RNA, 1722 nt
Organism: Aspergillus luchuensis
Lineage: Eukaryota; Fungi; Ascomycota; Eurotiomycetes; Eurotiales; Aspergillaceae
Exons: 1
Coding region: 1-1722 (573 amino acids)
Molecular function (GO): catalytic activity
Source: RefSeq, a predicted model, not a curated record